Molecule: messenger RNA, 2110 nt
Organism: Anopheles maculipalpis
Lineage: Eukaryota; Metazoa; Arthropoda; Insecta; Diptera; Culicidae
Gene: Pink1
Product: serine/threonine-protein kinase Pink1, mitochondrial
Exons: 7
Coding region: 42-2072 (676 amino acids)
Biological process (GO): autophagy of mitochondrion; positive regulation of mitochondrial fission; regulation of apoptotic process
Cellular component (GO): mitochondrion
Molecular function (GO): protein serine/threonine kinase activity; ATP binding
Source: RefSeq, a predicted model, not a curated record
UAUAUGUGCAAAAAGAACGCGGCGCCCGACAUCGAUCGAAAAUGUCCUUUCGUCUGCUGACCACCCGUCUGUACAAACAUGGUCGCCUGCUGGUCCAGAACUAUCUCAAGCGGGAUAUACACGUUAGCAACGCAUGGUCAAACCCUACGGAGAGUACAAAAGUGAGCAAAAUUAACGACACGCUGCGACAUGAUCUGCGGAUCAACGAGUUCCGGAGCAACAGCUUCCUGCGGUUCGGUAACCAGGCGCGCCGUCUCUUUAUCGACAAUGUGCUUAGCAGGGUGACCAACCCGUACUCGGCGGAUUUACGCCUGCAAGCCACCAAGAAACUAUUGUAUGGCGAUUCCACCCCUUUCUUUGCACUGGUCGGUGUAAGUCUGGCCUCGGGAGAUGGCGUACUGACAAAGAACGAUGAGCUGGAAGCUGUUUGUUGGGAGAUAAGGCAUGCCAUGUCCAACUUUCAGGAGAAAGUCGGUGAGAAGGAUAUCGAGACGCGUUUGGAUGAAGAGUUCGGAAUAGAAAAUCUAAACAUUGGCAAACAUAUCGCUAAAGGCUGUUCGGCCGUUGUUUACGCCGCUUCUCUUAAAGAACCGACGAUAAACAAUGUGAAUUCAGCUACCUAUUCCGAUAGCAUCCAUAACAAUUCUUCCUCCACGGCGCAGAAGGAACCACCGGAAGGAUGGACGGAAGAGGAGCCAAAUUUCGCCGCCCAGUGGAGCAAUGGCAAUAAUCCUCUAUUGCUGCCGGAAAGAACUGCAUCGACUGUUUUGCGUCAGUUGAUAAAUAAUAACGACGAUCAAACAGGAGCAAAUAACAAUCGCCGAGUACGCUUUAACAGUGAGGCUAGAGUAAGAACGAUGUCGGAAAACAGUGCUGCAUCGGGCCAUGAGAACAGGGGCGAUUAUUUACAUGAAACGAGCGAGAAAGAGUACAACAUCGAGCAAUACCCGUUGGCGCUGAAGAUGAUGUUUAACUAUGAUAUACAAAGCAAUGCGAUGGCCAUUCUGAAGGCGAUGUACCGUGAAACGGUCCCUGCAAAGAGGCGAACCAUCGAAAGUGCAUGGGAAAGGAGCCUUAUGGAAAAAACCAACUUUCUUCCACCGCAUCCUAACAUCGUGGAAAUGUACGGUGUUUUCUGUGACCAGGUACCGGAUUUGUCAAUGUCCGCCACGCUCUAUCCGAUGGCCCUGCCACAGCGCCUAAACCCGGAAGGUUACGGACGAAACAUGAGUCUGUUUCUGUUGAUGAAGCGAUACGACACCAACCUGAAAGAGUACCUUCAGCAACCCGGCGUAGACAUGCGUACACGCAUACUACUGUUUGCACAGCUGCUAGAAGCAGUCGCCCACUUGAACCGUCACGGUGUUUCGCAUCGGGACAUUAAGUCGGACAACAUUCUCAUCGAACUGCGCCCCAACAUGCCACCGACGCUGGUUUUGACCGAUUUCGGAUGUUGCAUUGCAGACAAGCGGCAUGGGCUGCGCAUCCCUUAUACGUCGAACGAGAUUGAUAAGGGUGGCAAUAUGGCGUUGAUGGCACCGGAAAUUAUUGAACAGCUGCCGGGUACGUUCGCAAUACUGAACUACAGCAAGGCGGACCUGUGGGCUUGCGGUGCGAUUGCUUACGAAAUUUUUGGCAGCAAUAAUCCGUUCUAUUCCGAUGUGUAUUCGGCUCUUAAAAAUACAUCGUAUGAGGAGCAUAUGUUACCAGCGAUGGAUCAAAAUGUUCCCCAAUUGAUCCAGUGUCUUGUGCAGAACAUUCUGCAGCGGAACCCCAACAAACGCCUAAGCCCAGAUAUAGCAGCGAACGUAAUGCAACUGUUUCUUUGGUCACCAUCGUCCUGGUUGCGUGAUCGCUACGUACCGUCCAGCAACGAAAUUUUACAAUGGUUGCUAAGUCUCACGACGAAAAUUCUGUGCGAAGGUCCACUUCGAGUCACACCCGAUGGUACGAUGGGCCGCCGAACGUACACGGAGUACUUACUGAUUGCAAGCUUUCUUACCCGGGUGCGCUUGGAACGGAUCAAGCGCGCACUCGAUUGGAUACAUACGGUUAAUGUUGACUGUUCGUAAGAGUUGUGAUAACGCUAUGCUGUGAGUAUAUAAAGGAA